AUGAGUGAAGAAAGCAAGAUCCCAGGUCACUAUUUUGUGUUGUCACUUCUGAAGAAUCUCUUCUCUAGAACAUUACGAGCCUCUAACAACGUUCCACGCCAUGUAGGGUUUAUUAUGGAUGGUAAUAGGAGAUGGGCUCGCAAGAAUGAUAUCGAGGUGAAGGAUGGCCAUGAGGCAGGGUUCCAUAGUAUGAGUCGUAUCCUUGAGUUAUGUUAUGAAGCUGGUGUUCAUACUGCCACGGUAUAUGCUUUCUCUAUAGAAAAUUUUAAGAGAUCCAAAUAUGAAGUCGAUUCUUUGAUGGAUUUAGCACAGAGGAGAAUUAGACAAAUCACUGAGAAUGGUGAAUUAACGGAUAAGUACGGGAUACGAGUUCGUGUCAUUGGUGAUAUAUCCUUAUUGGACAAAGAUGUGCUGAAGGAUAUCCAAGAUGCUACAGAGAGAACGAAAAAUAACACAAGGGCUACAUUAAAUAUUUGCUUCCCAUAUACAGGACGUGAAGAAGUUGUGCAUUCAAUGAAGGAAGUCAUUACAGAAAAUUAUCCAUUAGAAGAGAUCAAUGAAGGUUUGAUCGAUUCACAUCUAUACACCGGUGGAUUACCACCAUUAGAUUUGUUGAUAAGGACUAGUGGUGUGUCUCGUCUAAGUGAUUUCAUGAUAUGGCAAGGGUCUAAAAGAGGUGUUACAAUCGAAUUAUUAGAUUGUCUAUGGCCGGAGUUUGGUCCCUUGAAAAUGGGUUGGAUUCUACUUAAAUUUGCAUUCAAAAAGUCAUACUCUAAUAAUAAGGAAGUCAUCGAUGAAGAUGAUGGCGAGGAAGAUGAAGAAGAUGAAGACGAAGAAGGGAGUGCUGACAAAAAGAAAUAUACAUAG
Molecule: messenger RNA, 867 nt
Organism: Maudiozyma barnettii
Lineage: Eukaryota; Fungi; Ascomycota; Saccharomycetes; Saccharomycetales; Saccharomycetaceae
Gene: RER2
Product: ditrans,polycis-polyprenyl diphosphate synthase
Exons: 1
Coding region: 1-867 (288 amino acids)
Cellular component (GO): lipid droplet; dehydrodolichyl diphosphate synthase complex; endoplasmic reticulum
Molecular function (GO): ditrans,polycis-polyprenyl diphosphate synthase [(2E,6E)-farnesyl diphosphate specific] activity
Source: RefSeq, a predicted model, not a curated record